GGGCUGGGCUUAACCGUACAGUAGAUUCCGUUGUUUUGAUGAGAACAGAUACGUUGUUGAGGUAAUCGACGAUUGCAGAAACCUUUACCCGUUUCGGUAAAUUAUUAGGCUAGGUAGCUCGUUAGUUGCUACUUUUCUGAUCGAGUCGCUUAGAAAAAAGCGACUUGAUUUAGCCAAUACGAACCUCUUAGUAAAAUCAGGUCGAAAGGGAUGCCGCUGCAGACAGACUCCGACGGACGCAAACAGUCUCUGGAUUUAAUCUCAUCGCAUUUAAUGGGAAAGAGCAGCAUUUCUAUAAAUUUAAAAAGCCUCAGAAUAACUCAUUCUCGACCGAGUGCUUUUGUAAGAUGCUUAAACUCGAGUACGAUUUAAUAGCUCGGCUGUGAAGUGAAGACAGGAGCGUUAACAGUCAGUAAGCUAACCGCUAACAUUAGCUGGUCAACAACAAAGCGGGAUCGUGAAUCUGCGUCACCAAGGAAGCAGUUAGGUUAAGAAGAGUGUCUGCAGUCGACGGCUUGACUUUUGAACCCGUUUUCCGCCUGUGCUGAAAAUAUUGCUCGAUUUCACAGCGAUGAAACUGUUGGAAAACUCCAGCUUUGAAGCCCUCAGCUCCCGGCUGUGUGUUGAAACAGGAGAGUCUCGCAUCCUUGGCAGGAUUGAGAGCUACUCCUGUAAGAUGGCAGGGGAUGACAAACACAUGUUCAAGCAGUUCUGCCAGGAGGGGGAGCCACACGUCCUGGAGGCCCUCUCUCCCCCUCAGUCCACCAGCGCCACCAGCCCUUCACAGUUGGGGAAGAGCAGUGAGGAUGGGGAGAACCCUCUGAGUGACAAGUGUUGCAGGAAGACUCUUUUCUACCUCAUCACCACGCUCAACGAGUCCUUCAGGCCGGACUAUGACUUCAGCGCGGCGCGGGCCCACGAGUUCAGCCGAGAGCCCAGCCUCAACUGGGUGGCUAACGCAGUAAACAGCAGCUUGUUCUCGGCCGUGGGAGAGGAGUUCAACUCUCUGGGGCCGGAGCUGUGGAACGCCAUCGACCAAGAGAUCAACCUGCAGGGCUGUGACAUUUACAGCUACAACCCUGAUCUGGACUCAGACCCUUUUGGUGAAGAGGGGAGCCUCUGGUCCUUCAACUACUUCUUCUACAACAAGAAACUCAAGAGGAUUGUAUUCUUCACAUGUCGUUCCGUCAGCGUCUUGAGUGGUUAUGGCCGUGAUUGUCUCGACAACGAGCUGAACAUGGAGCUGGACGACGAGGAGGAAAUGGAUGGCUUCACUGAGGACAGGUUCCCCAGAGCUCUGUGUGUGUGAAUAUCCCAGAUGGACACGCCUCGGCCAAAGAAUAUCAAGGCUUUUCCUCCUCUCUUCCCAUUUUUCACGCUGUGUACCAUCUUGUUUUUUGGGAUUUUGCUGCCUCAUCCAAAGCCAUUUUCACACAUUAAACUAACGCAUGUUUGAAGGCUUCUUUUCUGCUGGCUGUGAACUGUGUACCGUGAGGCGGUGGACGUUUUUUAAGACCCUGCGGUAACUUUAAGCUCCUUCAUUCUCCAGUAUGGUUUUUGACCCUAAGCUCCAAGCCCAAACAGCACAUAUAUACACUCACACAUACGGGCUUCUCUACACCUGCCACAUUUCCAAAGAGACCACAUCACAGACGCUUGAAAAGAAGGUCUUGUUAUGGAUGAGUGGCCGACAAAGACUGCGAGCGAGUUGAGUUUCUUGCAAAUGAUGUCAAAAAAGGAGUCCCUUAAACACCAGCAUCAAUGAAAACUGACUGAUUAAAAUGUAUGAUAUUCCAACCUGGGAAGGGGGCUGAGCUGGGCCCAUGAAGAUCCAGUUAGACUGAAUCACUGACCUGCAGAGAACUCAUCUGUUGUUCGUUGUUUGCUAUUUUUGUGUGUUGCUUUUUAUGUGACAGUGACAUUACUGUGAGAAUGUUUUCAGCACUGAGUUUGAAAUCUUAAACGCUGCAUUUAUAACUGAAACUUGUAUCGUUGAAUCUUAUUAAUACAAACGCUCGUCCCUACUUCAGACAGUAAGGCGAAAGGAAACAAUUGGCACCUGGUUUGCAGCUUUUACAGAUGUCCCAUUGUUUUGUUUCAAUCCACUUUUUUCCAGUUCAAUGAUUCAUUUUAUACGUAAUCUAAAUCAAGUAUUUUUUUCACUGUUCCCUAGUCAAAUUUAUUUCUAUAGCACAUUUAAAACAUGAGUUGACCAAAGUGCUUUACAAACAGGCAGAAGAAAAACACCUAUUCCUGGUUCAUUCCCAUUUCUAAAUGUCGGUCUUGCCAGAGAUUUUUCUUUGCUCAUUACCUCCAGUGCAAAGGCUUCAUUGAAAAAUGAAUGUAGAGUACAAUUUUAGAGGGGAAAAUAUUACAGAAAAAUGUCUCUGCAUUAUUUUUUAGAAAUUGAGAAGCGCCUCUUUACGUUCCUCGUGGGUAGGAGUUCUGUGACUUUUCUUGACUGCUCUGUGCUUCGUUUAAUUGGCAGAUAUAUUGCAGAUGUGAAUAAACUUGUGUUCGAAUCUUUG
This is a messenger RNA of Siniperca chuatsi (mandarin fish), 2528 nucleotides long. It is a transcript of the gene maf1b, whose product is annotated as MAF1 homolog, negative regulator of RNA polymerase III b. Gene Ontology annotation, biological process: negative regulation of transcription by RNA polymerase III. The transcript has 8 exons. The coding region runs from base 572 to 1309 and encodes 245 amino acids. NCBI's taxonomy places the organism in Eukaryota, Metazoa, Chordata, Actinopteri, Centrarchiformes, Sinipercidae. The record is from RefSeq and is a predicted model, not a curated record. Gene Ontology annotation, cellular component: nucleus. Gene Ontology annotation, molecular function: RNA polymerase III core binding.